GAGAAAAUUUUUAAUAUGAAUUAUCUUCACAGCUGGUUCUUUGCAUCCUGGGUUCUCUGUUAUCUCACAAUUUCAAAAUGCAGCGAUGUCACUGUACAGAGUUUCAAGGCUGAUCGUGUCAUUUUGCCAUGCAAAUAUGACAGCAAAUAUCAUGGAAAGUGUCACAUAUGCUGGAUGAAAGGAGACAUUCCCACUAUGGGUUGUGGUAAUGAAAUUAUCGGAAGUGAUGGAGAUAAAGUGGUGAGGGAAAUAUCAUCCAGAUACCAGCUGGCAGGAGAAAUACAGCAUGGAGAUGUGUCUCUGACCAUCUUAAACAUUACAAAAACAGACUCUGGCAAAUAUGGAUGCCGCAUACAUGUACCUGGACCGUUUAAUGAUAAGAUGUAUUACGUCCACUUGAUUGUUAAUGACGUAAAAACGACCACAACACAAGAGAGUACUUCAUUCGUCUCUUCAACAAAUCCUCCAGAGAACAGCACUUUUGGACUGUGGCUCUCCGACACAACAUAUGAAACCUCGUUUGAUCACCAUGAAUCGUCCUCCAUAGAACAAAACGAUAAUGUAAAUACAUCUGCAGUGAUCGUGCCUGUCAUCCUGUUACUGCUGGUUUUGAUAGUCAUUGUUGUCAUUUUGAUAUUGAAGCAAAAGAAGAAAACCAGAGCUGCGCUCAACAUAACCCAGAACUCAGAUAACUCUGUCAUCUACAGUAACUCCGGCAGCACCAUGGGCCUGUACAACAGAGAGAUGGCUGUGGAAAACAUCUAUCAUAUACAACCUGAAAAUGAAUAUGAACAGUGGAAUUAAUUCACAUAUACUAUUUAACUCUAAGUUGAUCAGUGUGGACUUCUUGUCUUCUUUUGUAUUUACACUGUGUUUAUAAUAAUGUGACAGCUAUUACUGAUCAGAGAAAUUAUUGCUCUGACUAACCUCAUUCUGAUGUCUAGCGGCUAACAUACUGCAACAUUUUAUAAUUAUUAAAACUAAUCUAAGUUAGCUAAUCUAAGUUUGAAUGUUUUAUUUACCACAAAUGUGUUUUCGCACAACAGCUGUACAUUUUUCAACCUGUCAUUGCAUUCAGUUUACACCAAUUCAGGGGUGCGAAAGUGCUGACGUGGGUUCAGAGAAGUGAUAAAACCAUCUACCAUAGAAACUAGAUUGUAAAGAAGGUCAUUAUAUCUUUUCAAAGCCAGACCAGUGUUAAUAUCACAUUUUCCAUUGAUAUUGACAGAUAAAAAUGUUCUUUGUAAAAAAAAAAAAAGAAAAAAAAAAAUUUGAUUUGUGGUUAAUUUUUUCCAUCAAUCAUCAUGCUGCUUCACACCUCUUAUAACACUCACACCCAGACAACUUCCUUCCACGUUAACAUACCAAAAACUUUUGAUUAACUACUAUGCAAUUUUUCAGAAAUAUUUAGAAGUAUUUUCUGCAAUCUGGGCCGGGAUGGGACACAAUUUCAGACCGGGAUUUCUCAGACUCAUCAGGCCACACAGGAAAAAAGAAUAGUAAUUCUUACCCUUCAAGUUACUAAUUUGUAGGCCUACCUACUAGGGGUAAAAAAGGAACAGAUAUGUCCUUUUAAAGGUCUUGUCCCAGUGACAAGCUGUUGUACCCCAAAAGGUAAAAUUUUGGCCCCUUAUUUCCUGUUUAUAACCUAUACAUCCAAAACAAUUUCUGUGAUCAAAAAAAGUUAUGAUAAAGACAUUUAUAAUAUUACAAAAGAUUUCUAUUUUAGAUAAAUGCUGUUCUCCUGAACAUUCUAUUCUUCAAAGAAACCUGAAAAAAAACAUCUAAUCUGUUUUCAACUUUCAACUGUAUUACUAUUGUGUUGCUGUCUGCUCUAGCUCCCUACCUCCCUGUACAAUAAAUCCAUGUGAAUAUUUA
Molecule: messenger RNA, 1878 nt
Organism: Carassius gibelio (silver crucian carp)
Lineage: Eukaryota; Metazoa; Chordata; Actinopteri; Cypriniformes; Cyprinidae
Product: T-cell immunoglobulin and mucin domain-containing protein 4
Exons: 7
Coding region: 16-804 (262 amino acids)
Molecular function (GO): metalloendopeptidase activity
Source: RefSeq, a predicted model, not a curated record